Malus domestica (apple) is the source of this 926-nucleotide messenger RNA. RefSeq names its product vacuolar protein sorting-associated protein 25. The record is from RefSeq and is a predicted model, not a curated record. Gene Ontology annotation, biological process: protein transport to vacuole involved in ubiquitin-dependent protein catabolic process via the multivesicular body sorting pathway. Gene Ontology annotation, cellular component: ESCRT II complex. Gene Ontology annotation, molecular function: protein homodimerization activity; structural molecule activity. NCBI's taxonomy places the organism in Eukaryota, Viridiplantae, Streptophyta, Magnoliopsida, Rosales, Rosaceae.
AUUUGCAAAGAGGACUCCCUUAUCUUUUCAAUACCGCCCCUUUGUUUCGUCAAUCGUCGGCAAAACGGCGUCUGACCGACCUUGGCCUCAGAAACUCUCUGCUCCUCUACCGGUUAACUACCCACUCCCACCGUCCUCCGCCACAGUCAAGCUUCCGGCCUCCGAUCGCCUCCAAGAGAGUAUCAGAUGCAGAAAUUGGGAGAUUUCAAGCUUCCCCAGUUCUUCAAUUACCCUCCGUACUUCACACUCCAACCCGUCAGAGACACCCGAGAGAAGCAGAUACAGCUAUGGAAAGACCUCAUACUCGACUACUGCAAAACCCACCACAUAUUCGUCAUCGGAUUGGAAGACCAAGAAUUUCCGCUCUUCUCUAACCCCGCGAUCGAGCGAUCUCUCACCUACGAAGCCCGGGAAGCCUUCCUCUCGGCGUUGGUGGCGCAGGGCCGGGCGGAGUGGCUGGAUAAGAGCCGCCGAAAGUGCCUUGUGCUAUGGCAUCGGAUUCAGGACUGGGCUAAUAUUGUCCUGGACUUCGUCAAGGACAAUGGAUUGGAGGAUAGUGUGAUGACGGUUGAGGAAAUCCGAACUGGGAUUGAAUCGAGGGGGACGGAGCUUCAUGGGAUUGAUCGGACGGUUCUGAUGAGGGCUUUGAAGAUGCUGGAGCAGAAAGGGAAGCUUGCAAUUUUCAAGGGGACUACCGCAGAUGACGAGGGCGUGAAGUUUUCGAUUUGAUUUUGGUACCCUUGGACUCUUAAUCCAGGUUUAGGAAAAACCCCUUUUGUAUUAUGCUAUGUUUGUUUUGAUUAGAUGAAUUGGUACUUGUGUUCAACAGAUGCUUCAGGCCUAAUCGCUAUGAGAAUAUGAUUUUGGGGAAUCUUCUUUUGUCUCUUUAAUCUUUGCUGCAAUCUACACAGGCAUGCUUUUAUUCA